CAGCUGAAGGAGAAGGCAUCAGAUCCAAGGAGACCUCCUCGUCCAUUCCCACGCAUUUACUCUCAUUUUCCCGCGUGCGCUUUUUUAUUGCAAUCCUUCGAAAAGCGUCUGAUUGAUCCGCUCGUGUGACGUAUGUGCUGCAGAUGACGCGUCACGGAUGAAUAUGAUGCGCUUUAUCUUAGACUGCCUGCGGCCGGCACGAGCCCGCUCUGCAGCCGCUGCCAGGGACGUGGAGCUUCAGGCUCAGGGUAAAGACACUUCUGAGGAUAUUGAAAUCAAGGGUCUGAAGGAUGAGGUGCACAUCGAGGAGGAGACACUUCAGACCACUAAGGCUUUGUGUCGAAACACACAGGAGACUGUUGAGAAGCUGGAGGAGAGGAAAACACUCCUGAAGGAGGAGCUAGAGAUGAUCCAUGACCUCCAGAAGCAGGAGAGGGAAGUGCUGCAGUGUCUACAGGAGCAGCAGCAGGAGCUGGAGCAGACUCUACAGCAGUACGACACUGAUCUGUCUGCAGCCGCUGAAGACCUCCUGCAGCUCCAGAGGGAUGUAGCUUACGCUAAAACACACGCAGAAAGCCUGCACGUGCGCAUCGCUCCACUGCAGGACGUCUUUCAGGAGAUCGUACAGGUUAAAAAUAAGCUGAGUGAGCUGGUUGCUGGCCUCAUAACAGGAGAAUGCACAGCGUCUGAGAUCACAGAAGAUCAUUGUGUGGUUUUGGAUCAGGAUUUGGAUGGAAAAAUGGAUGAUGUAGAAAGCAAGUGUGACAGCGAGAACAUCCUGUCUGAACAGGAGGGAGAGGAAAUGGAUCAUGUUGAGCAGGAGAGCGCUGUAGAGGAGCUUGAUAAAAUGCAGCGUUCACUGGAGAACUUGAAGAGCAGUGGAUCGUCAUCUUUCACUGAGAUCACAUUGACCGAAGUUAAAGAAGAGGAUGUUAUGUUCAGAUCGACAACUCCACAGUCGGACUCUUCUGAUAUGGAGAAGGAAGACUUUGAGAUUAUCCAACCCAGUCAAGCAACAAACAGACAGUUUGAUUUCUUCCAUCCAAACCCCUUCACUGAUGGUGAUGUAUUCGGAGAUGACCAUUUUCCAAAGGUUGACGUGACCGAGCAAUUGCCAAGGGAUCCAUUUAAAGGCACAGAUCCUUUUGCCUCUGAUUCUCUCUUGGUCGCAACAUCAGAUGAAGAGCAAUGCCCUGAUGCCUUCACCACCGAAGACAACAGUUUUCCAGACACUUUACACUACCCUUUUCAAUCUGCCGGAAAGGACUAUGGUACCUUUAAUGCUCCCAUCAACAUGCCACUAGGUGAUGAUUUCAAACAGACAUCAAAAAACACUGAGUGUUCUGAGUCUACUCUCAAAUCUUGCCCUGAUGCCGAUGUUGAGGUUGAAAGAAAUGCCACAAGAAAACAAAUUCACGAAUAUGUGGAACCAGAAGAUGUCAGCCCUGAGAUCAGCGAAGAGUUUGUCCAUGAAUCAGGAUCUAGCUCUACAAUCUCUGAUUCCUUCGAGGUUGAUCCGAUUACGUUUGCUGAAGUCGACAGAGUUGAAACUAAAGCCGGACCCAGUUUUAUUAAAGGACCAAACUCACUAUGUGGUCUACAGAGCAUUAUCGCAGGCUCCUACACUGGGUUUCCUCUAAGUCCAUGCGAUCCCGAGCCAGUUUCAGGCAUUAGUGACAUUCAAAAGAUUUUUGAACAUCAUAUCGCUUCUGAACAACAUGCUUUAACUGAUAAAGUUAGUUGCCAUUCUGAACUUGAAGACAAAAAAACAGAGAGUGUCUCCCCAGAUCUUGAAAAUACCACUCCAGGUCUUCAAAGUGAACACUUGCAAGAUAUAAACAGUAAUACCUCAGAGUCUCAGCCGAACGCAUUAGAUGUGUACGACUACAAGUAUGGAGAUAUGUUCUUUUUUACUGUGAGAUUAGAUCCUGGUAGCCCUGAAUUGCAUAGUCAUGGUCCAGUUUGUCCAGAGACAAAUGACAUAAAAAAAGACGAGUCCAAUGAUCAGUUGCCUUGGAAGGACACUACUUUGAGCCCAGAAUUCAAUGGUGUAGAUGAAUUAGACUGUUGCAGUCCAAAGUCUGAAGACACAGAAGAACACAACCAGAAUACUAAUGGUGGUCAAAACGGUUUUGAUAACAGGGAUCCAGAUUAUGACGCUAUUAUCGACCCUAUAGGUAAUGAAAUAUUAGAGUCUGAUUCUGAAAGGUCAGAGCUACCUAUUCCACGUUUUACAUUUGAUGAUUCAGAUGCCUGCCAAAGUGUGCAUAAUUCAGAAUGGGAUGACGAGGAAUAUCCGAAUGCACCUGAAGAUAUUCCUGAACCAACAAUUGAGGAUACACCAAAAUCUACAGAUCAAGACCUCCUUUGUAUGUUCAGCAAUACAGACACAUCAACCACUGAUCAGGUUUGUGCGGAUGAGCAACUCUUAACUGAAUUCAGCAGCUCACAAAAACCUUCUGAAAACUCAGCCAUGAGUAAAUAUGAACUGCAAUAUUUUGACCCCUUCAGUCCAAUACCUGCAGAGCCAGUUGAAUGUGCGUCUGAUUUAGACGAAAUUAACACUGCCAACUCUUUCUCUCAUGAAGCACCAAGGCUAGAUUCUGGUUAUCAUGAAGUUGGCACUCCUACUUAUUUUAGUCAAGAACCUACUGACAAAAUGAAAUGUAGCAUCGAUCUUCAAGAUCCAGGUUUGGCCACCAGUAAACAAAGCGACUCUGAAAUACACGUCGCUGAUCCGUUCAGUCCUGAAUCAGUCGAUACUGGAAUAUUUGACUCGGAAACGGAAAACUGUGAACCUAGUUAUAUGACAACCAAGUGUCAACUAUUCAGUCCGUUAGUUUACACAGAUGUAAAUAAUGUGGAGGAGAAGCAGAUGUCAUUUAUUAAUAACGUGUCCUGUGAUAUCCUCAGCGAUCAUCUCAGUGGAUCUGAACCUGACGAUUGUUUUCCUUUCGGUUCUUGUCCAUCUAAUGAAGAAAGCUAUGCUUAUAGUAGUGAAGGACUCACACAAGAUGGAUCAGAUGGAGAAUUCAAACCUGGAUCGAUGAUGGCAAACGCUAGUAAUUCUUCUGAAUUAAUGGACUCUGCGUGGAGAAACUCUGAAAUGAGUCUUUCCAACGCUGACAUGUUUGACCCAAUGAAAAACACCAUUUUUGAUUUUGAUACUACUGAUGUUGGCUCAUUUAUGCCUGACGUAAAUCAACAUGUAGAAGACGGCGAAAAAGUGACGAAAAAGGCUGAUCUUGUUGAAAUUGACUAUUUCUGUUCUGAGCUCAGUAAAAUGGUGUCUUCGAGUUCAUCCGAUUCUGUUCAACAAAGUGUUGCGGAGAUGUUAUUUGGCUCUGAGCCCAAUGCCUCAAGCUUUUACCCCUGGGAUUUUGAAAAGCAGCAACAAAACUGCUAGUGUUCACUUCCUAUAGGCUUUAAUCCUAUGGAGCCAGAUCAGUCUCAGAAAUAAUGCAUUUACAAAAUAUAAUUCAUACAUCCACAACACAUUUCACAUUUAAAAAGUACAAUUCGUGAACACACAAAUCCAACUCGUAAAUUCAAAAUAUGACUCAAAAAUACACAAAUCCAAUUCAUAAAUUCAAAAUAUGACUCAAAAAUACACAAAUCCAAUUCAUAAAUUCAAAAUAUCACUCAAA
Molecule: messenger RNA, 3647 nt
Organism: Danio aesculapii
Lineage: Eukaryota; Metazoa; Chordata; Actinopteri; Cypriniformes; Danionidae
Exons: 9
Coding region: 158-3406 (1082 amino acids)
Source: RefSeq, a predicted model, not a curated record